AUGUUAUCCACCGCUAAAACUAAACAUGGAGCUCUCACUCUUUCUUCAAUUCUCUUCAAACACUUUUCUUCAAAUUCCACAACCCCAAAUCAAAUUUCCACAAUCCCAAAACAACCCCUGGCACCAACUGCUUCUGUUCUAUGUUCUCUGCUCUCUAAAGAAACCACCGCUAGUGUUGAUAGUCUGUUGGGUAGUUUCAAACAACAGUUGAGUUCAGAACUGGUGCUCCAAAUCUUGAUGAAUUAUAAGCAGCUGGGAAGGAGAAAGACUCUCGACUUCUUUUCCUGGGCUGGGCUUCAAAUGCAUUUUCAGUUUGAUGACUGUGUGGUUGAGUUCAUGGCUGAUUUCUUAGGUAGGAGGAAGCUCUUUGAUGACAUGAAGCAUCUUUUAUUGACUGUGUCAUUGCACAAGGGUGGUGUUUCGUGUCGAGCAGUUUCGACUUGUAUUAGGUUUCUGGGUAGGGAGGGGAGGAUUAGAGAGGCACUUUGUGUGUUUCAGGAAAUGGAAUCUAGAUUUGGGUGUAAGCCUGAUAAUCUUGUGUACAAUAAUGUGCUUUACGUGCUUUGUAAGAAGGAUUCAUCCGGGCAUUUGAUUGAUUUCGCGCUUGCUGUUUUCCGGAGAAUUGAAUCCCCUGAUGUGUAUUCGUAUAGUAAUAUGCUUGUUGGUUUGUGUAAAUUCGGUAGGUUUGAGACUGCUGUUGAGGUUUUUGGUGAAAUGUGUAGUACUGGUUUGGUUCCUACUAGGUCUGCUGUGAAUGUUCUUAUUGGAGAGCUGUGUUUGUUGAGUGCGAAAGAAGCAGCUGUUGCGAAAGUAAGAGUGAAAAAUGUUCGCAGGCCAUUUAAGAUUUUGGUUCCAAAUGUGCAUGAAAAGAGUGGUGCUAUCCAGCCUGCAGUUGGAGUGUUUUGGGAAGUUUAUAAGUUAGGCUUGUUACCUAGUACUUUUGUUAUAAUCCGACUUCUAUUGGAGCUUUCUAAACUAGGGAAAAUGGAAGAGGCUGUUGGGGUCUUGAGGGCUGUUGAGGGUAGGAAGCUGAGUUGUGUUGAAGAGGGGUACUGUAUUGUGAUGAAGGGUUUGUGUGAACACUGCUGUGUUGAGGAAGCUAGUCGUUUGUUUGGGAGGAUGCUCUCUCAGGGCAUGAAGCCGAGGUUGACUAUUUAUAAUUCUGUUAUUUGCAUGCUAUGCAAACUAGGGAAUUUGGAUGGUGCUGAAAGUGUCUUCAAGAUGAUGAACAAGAAGAGAUGUCUUCCAGAUAGUUGCACUUAUUCUGCAUUGGUCCAUGCUUAUUGUGAAGCUGGAAAAUGGAAAGCUGCUUAUGACCUCAUGAUAGAAAUGCUUGGGUUGGGUUGCUCUCCACCUUUUCACACUUAUAGUUCAGUGGAUAAACUUUUGAGAGAAAAUGAACAAACGGAUUUGUGUUUUAAAUUGGAAAGGAAGUUGGAAACCCAGAUCUUGGAGAAGCUAUGCAAAGAUGGUCAAUUAGAUGAUGCGUAUGAGAAGCUAAAGUCAAUGGUUGAAAAGGGGUUUUACCCACCAGUGUAUGCGAGAGAUUCUUUUAAGAAUGCAUUUCGUAAGUAUGGAAAAUUGAAUAUAGCUCGGGAUUUGUUACAGACGAUAGAUGACAUGGACAACAACGAGGAGAAACAACUUUGCACUCAAUGA
This is a messenger RNA of Fragaria vesca subsp. vesca, 1659 nucleotides long. RefSeq names its product pentatricopeptide repeat-containing protein At4g20090-like. The record is from RefSeq and is a predicted model, not a curated record. The transcript has a single exon. The coding region runs from base 1 to 1659 and encodes 552 amino acids. Lineage: Eukaryota; Viridiplantae; Streptophyta; Magnoliopsida; Rosales; Rosaceae. Gene Ontology annotation, molecular function: protein binding.